AUGGACUCAGACUUUGAACCCUUCAUCGAUCGCGUAGCAGCUGGUCUGCCCAAACUUUCCUUUGUGUUGGUAAUCAUAUCCCUUACCAUCUAUUCUUAUAUCGGUAUGGUCCAUUUUGCCAAUAUGCUCCUGAUAUCCGCCCUCAACAUCUUCAAUACGAUCAUCAACUUCUUCUCCACUCUACCUACCCAAAUACUUCGUAUGAUCCAAGAUGUCCGCUCAAGUAUCCCCUUUGAAACUAUUUUCUGGGUCGUUCUUUGGACUCGGAAUAUAGGUAUGACCAGCUUGUGCGUGUUAUCUUGUUUUCCUUCGAUCUGGACAUGGAUGUGGAAAGAGUUGGUCAAGAAAGAAGCGGAGAAUGACGUUUUGCCAUUCAUGCCUGGUUUUGACGGAGUUUAUUGGCAUUUGUUCAUGGAAGGUUUGAAUCCUUACGAAGCGGACGGAGUUUUACAAGCCAUUCAACUUUACAUUGCCAACCCCAUCGGUCCUCGUGAUCCUCUGUUGGUCUUUGACCCCACUUUCUUCCCUAAUCAUCUCCUCCCUCAACCUCAACCCUUCCAUCCAGCUCCCUGCCAAGAAGCUCAACCAUCAGCAUGGUUCCUCCCUCCAGGAUUAUCAGUCACGACGUAUCUCGAAACAUGUCUACAAUCUGAAGAUCCUUAUCGCACCUACGUCGGACUUCAAGUUAAUAACCCCCAACCGGAACCUCCUGUAAUUUCCCAACGCCCAUCGCAUUCUCCUAAAGUGGCAUCGUUACUGGCCAGCAAAUGGGAAAAACAACAUGACGCUCCCUGCUCUUAUAUCUCUCGACCCAUAUUCAAUCAUCGGUCCUCUCUAGUAUCAACUCCCAAGCGAACUCCUUCGCACCCUUUGCCCAAGGUCACACAAAGCCUACCAAUGAUCACACCGUCGAUCAUCGUGACACCCCCUUUCCCCGAUACCUCUCUUCCCAUCCAGCUGUCAACAAAUGAUCACGAUUUGGCACCUUUGGUCCAAUGUCGAAAAAGGUGUAACUCGCUGGAAGAACAUACCAUACGCAAAGUCAGCUUCUCCCGUCCUUCAAGUCCACCUCAGAAUCCGGCUCCUAGAAACUCGAAACUCAAAUCAAAGAUAUCCCCUAAGUUGCAACGACCGGUGUUUAGUCCUCGAAUCUCAUCAGUUUGUCAAGAACCUAUGGAUGUUGAUCAACCUGAUUACCCAGGUUAUAAUACGGUCACAAAUCCAAUCAGCCCACCUCAAGUAGUCGUUGACAACGAAACUUAUAACGUCUCCCAAGUACCACGGACAAUCCCCGCAUCUGCCUUUUACCUCCCUCAAUCUCCACCCGAUUCUCAACUUCGAACUCCACCAGCUCCAACUCUUCUUUUUCAAUCAGUGGACGAUCCCUUCUGCCUAUCGGGACCUCAGCGAUCCUGGAACACCGCUGACAAUACAAGUCCCGAUUGGGAAAUGGGAGAAGCCAAUGAAGUUCCUUCUUCCGACUCGGAAGACGUUAUGAUGGAGACGGAAGAUUCUGCUUUUAUCUGGAAUGCCCUAGAACUCUCUGGACUCGCAGAGUGUUUGGCCACCUUGACAAAUGACUAUUCAAUGAAUAUCGAUUCUAUCGAUAUGGGACAAGUCAGUGACACCAUGCGUGAAGACACGGAGAUGACAUAUGAGCAGGAUACCACACUUUCAAUGGUAUUGGACGAAGAAGUCACACCUUUUACCGCUAGUUUCAACCACAUGACACUGCCAGCUACGUUUAUCAACCAUAUGACACCGCCAACGGGGUCCAACAAUUUCUUCGCAUCCCUGAAUUCUGGAGUCGACGCAGAUAUGAUGUGGGAAAGCACUCAACGGAUGAUUCCUUUGUUAGAUAGAGAGAACGCCCCCGAGACAUUGAACAACAAGUUUGCUCAUCCGACACAGUCCUUGACGACUCAAGAAUCCGUCGAGACUACCCCUCGAGCUACCUACAAGUAUCCGUUCGCCAUCCCCUGGACUCCAACCUCACCAAACAUGGAAGAACCCAUACCCCACCAAAAUGAGUCGACGGUCAAUGGAGUCCAAACUCCUCCUGAAUACCAACCACGCAACCUGAACGAAACCGAACGAAAUGAAACGAUCCCAAGUAUCCCUCUUUACAGUUGCAUCAUCAAUAUCAACCCCGAGGUUGUUCCCCAAGAGUUCAUCCCCACCACUUUCUUUUCAAAUACUCAAGGACAUACAUCCCAAGCUCAGACAAUGCCAGCUCCUCAAACUCCUACUGCCCCCCUUCGAGCACCCGUCACCCCGGUCAGACCCCGAGCAGGAGCAUCUGGAAGUAAGCCAAUACGUCGACGUCCGUUGAGCGAAACAGCUAAAUAUCUAAAAGAACAAAAAGCUGAAGAAGAGAGGAUGGAUAAGUGGAUGGCUGAUAAUCCUCCUAAACAAGUAUGA
Messenger RNA from Tremella mesenterica DSM 1558, 2421 nucleotides. RefSeq lists its product as uncharacterized. The record is from RefSeq and is a predicted model, not a curated record. NCBI's taxonomy places the organism in Eukaryota, Fungi, Basidiomycota, Tremellomycetes, Tremellales, Tremellaceae. Bases 1 to 2421 code for a protein of 806 amino acids. The transcript has 4 exons.